Molecule: messenger RNA, 2126 nt
Organism: Macrobrachium nipponense
Lineage: Eukaryota; Metazoa; Arthropoda; Malacostraca; Decapoda; Palaemonidae
Gene: LTV1
Product: protein LTV1 homolog
Exons: 10
Coding region: 79-1623 (514 amino acids)
Biological process (GO): ribosomal small subunit biogenesis; ribosomal small subunit export from nucleus
Cellular component (GO): preribosome, small subunit precursor; nucleus; cytosol
Source: RefSeq, a predicted model, not a curated record
CGUAGUGUUGGUGUUUCCGUGAGUCACUAGAUGGCGCUCGCGUUCUGUAAACACAGCAUGCGGAGAAGAACGUAAAUAAUGGGAAAGAAAAGUAAGAAAUUCAUUGAUCGUCGGCGGGAUGUUCUUCACACCUUUAAGGUGGUGGCUCGCAGCCAGAGAGAUCCACUGGUCGCCGACGAGACUGCACCUCAGUCAGUUUUACAGCCGUCUGAAGUGGAAGAGCAGAAAGCAGAGCAACAGAAGUAUGGAAUUUACUUUGAUGAUGAUUACAAUUAUUUGCAACAUCUCCGAGGCGUGCGUGAAGCUGUGAAUUGGGAUGAUGAAGAAUUAGAAGUUUACACUAUUCGUAAAGAAGACCCUCAGGCUAACAAGAAAGAACUCCGUAAACAGAAGUUGGUUUUGCCUUCCUCCGUAUUCGAGUCAUUUCUGGAAGAGCCUAUUGGGCUUCUCAAUAAGGCUGCUCCUCUAACAGGUCCACGUCCUGAACUCGAUCCUGAUGUUGUAGCUAGACUAGAUGAUGAUUUAAUUGAUGAUGAGACUGCUUGCAAUCCUGAUGACGAAGAUGCUCUUCCUGACAAUUUUGUUGUCAUGCUCAACUCAGAGACUCCCAUUCAUGAAUUUGACAAUGAUGAAGAAUGGGAGGACUGCGAUGACUAUGAUGUUGCCUGGGAGAAUGACCUUGCUGGUUGCCACCAUUUGCCAGCUCUUUCUAAACUGAGUGCUUACAGAGAACAAUCUAAGGAAGAAGGUUACGAUGCAGAUGAAGAGGAACGUGACUUCAGCAGUGAUUUCAAUGACAGCGACGAUGAAGAACGAGAUGAACUCGGCAGUUUGGACGGCCCGCCCAAAACUUUUCGUGAGGAGGAGACUGCUUCUCACUUCACGAACUACUCUUUAUCUUCAAGUGUCUUAAGACGAAAUGAAGGCCUUUCUGUUCUGGAUGACUGUUUUGAAGAAAAGUUUGUGCGGGAGUAUGACGAUGAACAGGUUGGUGCACUUGAUGGCGAAGACAUUGAUGGCUUUAUCGGGGAAGACUCGCCACUUUUCAAGCAGGUUUUGGAAAAGGCAAAGAAGCAGCUGCAAGCAGAGCCAGAAGAUGAAAAGACUAGGAUUAUCAAUUGGAUCAAGGAUAUGCAACAGAGGAUAGAUGAAGACAAGGAAAAAGUACAGAUUGAAUUAUCAGACAGCGAACCAGGAGAGAAGUGGGACUGUGAGACUAUUCUUUCUACCUAUUCGACGCAGUACAAUCAUCCACGAACUAUUACUGAUCCUCCUCGUCGAAAAAAGAUUGCCGUUAAUCCCAGAACUGGUAUCCCCUUAGAACAUGGAGUUGAAGGGUUAACCAAGAAAGCUCUUGUGUUGCACAAUAAUCAGAUAGGUGGUGACAGUGGCAAAGCACAAUUGGACACGGAAACACUAAUCACGAGUAUGUCGACAAUAUCCAUUCGACCUCCUGGCGAAACCAGUGAUGAACGUAGGUUUAGAAAGAAAGCACUUAAGGAAUUACGAAGGGAGAGACGAAGUGAAAAGAAAUUAAAUAGGUGUACUUUUAAGGAUGAAAAGAAACGGCUGGAGAAGAUCAGUAUGAAUAACAGAUAUAAUAACAAAAUAUCAUUGGUGUAACUCUGCUACAGUAUUUAAGAGUUUCUUUCCUGACGCAAACUUCUCAACGAACUUCAUAGCAUUGUGCGCCAAUAAGAUUACGUACUAUAUAUAACGUUAUGAUUGUUAUUCCUUCUGUCAGAGAUUUAUUCCAGUGGUGUGAGUUCUAUUGUUGGUUUGGACAAAGAUGAAAGGUUUUCAAGUCUUUUUCAUUGCUGGCUUCACAACUUUAUAUUUUGAAAUUUUGGAUGUCGACACAUUGUUGAAACCUGCAUGUUUUUGGGACCCUAUAUUUAACCAGUGGAAGGUUUUCUGAAAUCUUUUAUGUUGCUACUCCUUAAUUAAGUGGCAAAUUUUGGAAAUGUAAUCUCUACUUAGGUAAUCUUUUGUCUUUUAAGGUUACUGUAUUUUGUAAUCACAAAUAUAACUCUAGAAAUGCACACCUUAAACCAAUAUACAGUAUAUUGUAAUAGUCGUCUGUAUGUCAAAACCAAUAAAACAGUAUAAGAAACAGAUACAGAUUA